AUGAUGAGAGAGAUGGUAGUGGACAUGUUUGCCAUGCCGGUCCAACGGAAACUUUACUGCUAUUUUAUGUUCACUCUCAUAUUAUGUGUUCAUACAAAUGCAAAAAAUGAAACAGUAAAGAUAGAAUGUCCAAUAGUGCAACACGGAAGCGGUCUCAUGGAAGACAAAGAUUGUAAUAAGGAUCUGGCUUGGUCCGAUACAGACUAUAUGGAAUACGAUGAGUUAUUGAUAGUGAACAACAGCAAAAUCUCCAAUUUGGGUGAUUUAUCAGAUAUACACGUCGUGCAAAAAGUCGCAGCAAAAAAAUCAGAUACAUUCGACGCCAUAUUCUCUGGAGUUACUGACGAUGAUGAAUCUAGUGGAUCGAUACCUCCACCGCAGGUAGAGGACAUUAUAAAUGAUCUUGAGAAUAUGCUGAACGGAACUGACCCCAUACAUAUAGAAGAUGUCGAUCAGAUAUUUGAUCAGAUCGAGGAUCUUCUCAGUGGAGAAACGGAAGCAUUCCCCGGUGAGCUAAUACAGUUGCUCGAAAGACUUGGCUCCAGUGUGAAUCUCGAGUCCUCCAAUUCUGAUAUGAUAGUGAAGAGUAACAUAGCGUUGAUGGUGGCCGAUGCUAACUCUGAUUACUCUGUGAGAGGACUCACAGUAUCAGCAGAGGGUCAAAACUUCAAUGAUAAGGAAUUGAAGUUUUUAAACGGUAACGUCACCGAAGACAUAUUAGAUUCAAAUUUAAAUGAAGUUGUCGUGAAUCUCCCGGAAUCACUAUUGGAUGGCCCAAAACGUAUAAGUUUUCUAUUAUUUUCCGAUGGCAAUGCCUUACCUUACGAUGGGGAGUUAGCAAUUAACAGCCGAGUGGUUAAUGUUAAUAUUCGGGAACCGACCCGAGUAAUGAAUGGAGAGGUAGUAGACAUUCAUCUGAAGCCUUCAAUAGUCCCAGAAAGAAAUAGAAGACGAUCUUGUGGUUAUUGGGAGUACCUGGACGAUGCUACGGGACAUUGGUCGCAGGAGGGUUGUACGUUUAUCUCCUCACAGAACUCAGCCCAAUUAGACACGUGUAAAUGCGAACGUAUAGGACAUUACGCUGAAAUUUUGGUAGCAUUACCUUCGUUUUCUGAAACUGAUGAUAAUGCAUUAAGAAUUUUAUCAAUAACCGAAGCUAAGAAAUCUGAAACAGUGUUGUGUCCGAUUGGAUUUAAAAUAACCUACAAUGAAAACAGUGGACACUAUGUAUGCUACAAACGAAAAUUGGAAACAUUCGCAAAUAUAUUUAAAAAUUGUGACGGGAAUUUGUAUUCGUCGAAACUGUAUCGCAGUCUAAAUAUUGAUGAAACUGAAAUAGAUGACGAUGAGCCUGAUGGAUUGGAUGAGGUGUGGGCUGAAUACAAAUCAUUAUAUCCAGGAGGACCAUUUAUUAGUACAGCACUUAAUAAAUAUGAAGAUACAAUAAUCGAUAAUGUAACAUAUUAUCCAGAUUUAGAUAUAUAUCAAGAAACAUGUCUAAUUGUAAAUAAACUUGGACUAUUUACAGCAGUAGGAUGCGAUGAAAAGCAUUAUAGAUAUUGUAUAGUGAAGCCAUAUGACGUAAAAGAAGAAACAAAUCAAACAGGCUGCGAUCAGGAUUACCAGCUGUAUCAAAGAUUCAAUAGUCCUAUAGAAUUAUGUGUAUUUGAUGUAACAAAUGAAAAAGAAGAACAUAUAGAAGCAACGUGGAAACAGUCGCAAAAACUUUGUGCUAAAUAUGGUGGAGCAUUGCUAUCUAGAGGAUGGCAGUAUUCUAACUUUCAUCUGUUCAAUAAAACAAAUGCAAGCACACCGAUAUAUCCAUUGGGUAUGAUUUGGAAUCGUGAAAGGAAAAAACAUAAACAUGUAGCUGAUGACAAUUUCGAAGAAAAACCUGAUCUAGUUCCGGUGUUGAAUAAUAACGAUAUUGUAUUUAUGGCGAUUCAAAAUGAAACUUGGAAACUUAUCAAUAGUUCUUUCAUUUUUAAUAAUAUAAUUUGUGAACGUCCAAUACAGCAAAGAAAUAUAUUAAUGGAACUCAUCAAUCACACAAACCAAAUAUUGUUAGCUGUUAACAAUAUGGAUGACGUAAGAAAUAUCUACUGUUACACCGACUCUGAAACUUACUACCCAACUAAAGUAAAUAUUCUUAAAGAUAUUAAUAAUAGUAGUAAUUCAAAUAUAUAUUAUAGACUAUUAUUAGUAAACAAUGGUUAUUAUUGGUGCAUUCACAUCGAUCCCGAUAACUUCCACGUCACUGAAACACAGAAAACUCUCUUCCUUGGUGACAAGAAAUUAUUAGCGAAACAAUAUGCAAUUAAAAUUAAACUCUAUAACGAAUAUUCACUUAAAGAUAUUGAGGAAAUUAAAACUAUUUGGCAAGAAAAGUUCAAAAGGUCCAUUUCAUUUAGAAGAAGAAAUGUUAACAAGAACGGAGUUGAGAGUAUUAAGAAUACAAACUUGAGUAAACAUCUUGAAACAGAUAACUUAAAUUUGGAUGACACUAGUACUAUUUCAAAUAUUAAACUCAAAAGGAUCUAUAUAGACAAACGAACAGUUCUAUUCCAUGUACAAAUUAGUGAAGAUAUGAUACCAUUUGAUAUAGCUAAGACAGAAGAUGCUGAAGUGCUGUCUGUGAAACCAGUUUACUAUUGCGAUGGACUUGAUGUAGUAACACCGUUGUCUACGAAAUUGGAAAUGGAAAUUGGAGAUAAUUUUACAUCUUUAAUCAGAUGUAAUACAUAUAAAUGCGUAGGGAAUUUCAAUGAAGGUGUAUCAUUAGUAAAGGAAGGAAAUGCCUCUGACUGUGUUAAGAGUAGCUCUCUUAUAUACGAACUUGGGAAUGUUGAGCAAUUUAUAGCGAAAAAACAGAAUCGUACAAAAACUAAUGCAAUUGGAACUAGAUCAUCUGCCUUGACACCUGAAGAUGAGAUUGAUCAAGUGUUACAUGAUUUGGAUGUGCUGCUACAAGAUGAUGGUUUAUGUUUAGCAGUAAUGGAAAAUCAAAUAGAUAGCACAUUUGACCGGGUGAAUAAUUUAUUACAAAUCGAAGGGGAUUUUAAUAUUCCGAGUCAGUUACUCCACAAGUUAGAUAAUUUUAGUUUAAGGCUUAAUUUGAAUGGUAAUAAGACUGGCGAAAUAGUUCGAAACAGUAUUGCAGUACUGAUAGCAGAUGCUGGACCUGACAAUCCUAUCAGGGGAAUAAAAGUCGCCGUCAGAAAUUCAAGCAUGGAUUUCUUUACAUCUGACUCAUUUCAGUUCCUAGUUGGUGAAAUGAACUCCACACAGCUAUUCACAAACAAUACUGACACCGUCGUAUAUUUACCCAAGUCAGUAACCAAUUCACUGCACCGUAUAGGAUUUCUAGUAUUCCUGAACGAACGCGCCUUCUAUACUACAAAUACUGAUAAUACAGUUAAUAGCAACAUAAUCAGUGUUAAUGUUGAGAAUAUCACGGCUUUUGAGAAUGAAGAGGUGAUAGAUAUUUAUCUACGCCCGUUGGUGAAAGAUCCAGGCAACAGCAUGAGUCGCAAGUGCAGCUACUGGCAGUUCGCAGAAAAUAACACUGGAUACUGGUCAACAAAGGGCUGCACUUAUGUGAAGUUAACCGACCCACAUACUAUCGACACUUGCCGAUGUAACCACCUGACGCAUUUCGCGGAAGUGCUUGUUACAUAUAACCUAAAGUCGAACCACGAUUCGGUACUCGAAAUUAUAUCUAUAGUAGGAUGUUCAUUAUCUAUAUUUGGUACCCUUUCUAUUAUAUUAACGGCUACAAUGUUUCGAGUAUGGCGAAAAGAAUAUAGCAACAUAAUUUGGCUUCAACUUUGUGUAGCUAUAUUUCUUUUGAAGUUGUGUUUUAUACCCAUAGCUGUUAUAGAUUUUAAAGGUCAUCUCAUUUCAUGCUUAAUAGUAGGAAUAACGUUGCAUUACGCUUUAUUAGCUACUUUCUGUUGGAUGUUAGUAGCAGCUAUAGUGUCCUAUAGAAGACUAGUUUUAGUUUUUGCCAAAGAUCUCUCACAUAAAUGUUUGAAGGCAUCGGCUUUUGCAUGGGGAUUUCCUUUUGUAAUAGUGGGCAUUCUUGUAUCUGUCAAUUGGCGAAAUUACACGGUGUAUAUGGAAGAUGUAACUUUGAAGAGGAAGUUCUGCUAUCCUUCAGAAUAUGGAUUAUGGUUUGGGCUGUAUUUACCUGUUGCCGCUAUGUUACUUGCAAACUGGAUUUUAUUCUUUUUAAUAAUACAAUCUGUAUUCCUUUGUAAGAAGGUGCAGAGGUUCGGAAGUUCAAAUGAGGCCUUAAGGUUCGCUUUUGUCAGUUGUUUGCUUGUUUUUCUAUUCGGCUUGCCGUGGGUUUUCGGUUUCUUCGCUUACAAUAUAGUGGCCGCUUACUUUUUUGUCAUCACUGCUACUUUUGAGGGGUUCAUGCUGUUUAUUUUUAUAGUUUUAGCCAACAGACAAACCAGAGAUCUUUGGUUAAACAAGUUAAAUAUAAAACAGAAUCAAAAGAUGCUUCUCAUGUCCCCUAACAAUAACUGUGGAGUUAUGAAACAGAAACAAGAUUUAUUUUGUUCCUCUGCAGCAAAUAUAUGUGCUAGGAAAGUAUUUAAUAUAGAUUUACCAGAAAUAUAA
This is a messenger RNA of Achroia grisella, 4626 nucleotides long. RefSeq lists its product as uncharacterized. The transcript is spliced from 15 exons. NCBI's taxonomy places the organism in Eukaryota, Metazoa, Arthropoda, Insecta, Lepidoptera, Pyralidae. The record is from RefSeq and is a predicted model, not a curated record. Gene Ontology annotation, cellular component: membrane. Gene Ontology annotation, molecular function: G protein-coupled receptor activity. The coding region runs from base 1 to 4626 and encodes 1541 amino acids. Gene Ontology annotation, biological process: adenylate cyclase-activating G protein-coupled receptor signaling pathway; cell surface receptor signaling pathway.